AUGCGAAGUCAAAAAGAAGUGGGAAGAAUAAGUUUCCUCUUCCAUCCUUACCACACUCCAAAUCGCGCAGACUUGAGACUCCAGCCUUCCGCUCCGAUCGCAGCCGCGAGUCCACAUGCACCAGAAACAACACGCGACGCCGACAAACACCCUGUAGCACCGAGAACCGUCACUAAAGUAAACCACGACGGCGCACUCCGAGAUCCACAGUCUAUACCUUCUACCACAGAACCAACACGAUCACAAACCCCUCCAUCUAGAUCCAAUGUAACAACAACCCGCAACCCACCAACGAUUCUGGGUUUCAGGUACAAUACUUUCACCUUUCGAUGGCUUGUUUGUUUAAUUUGA
Molecule: messenger RNA, 351 nt
Organism: Vicia faba (fava bean)
Lineage: Eukaryota; Viridiplantae; Streptophyta; Magnoliopsida; Fabales; Fabaceae
Source: the annotation of a GenBank genome assembly